Ictalurus punctatus (channel catfish) is the source of this 3288-nucleotide messenger RNA. RefSeq names its product DnaJ (Hsp40) homolog, subfamily C, member 7 (gene dnajc7). The transcript has 14 exons. Gene Ontology annotation, molecular function: protein binding. The coding region runs from base 80 to 1555 and encodes 491 amino acids. The record is from RefSeq and is a predicted model, not a curated record. Lineage: Eukaryota; Metazoa; Chordata; Actinopteri; Siluriformes; Ictaluridae.
GGGGUUAGAAUGUAAUGAGGGCGUGGCCACGUGGUUGCAUCAAAGUGUUCGCACGCUGUUCGUGGUUCUUGACAGCAAAAUGGCGACGGUUGGCUACGAUGCGGCUGCGGAUCCGGAGAUGGACUCGCUCAGCGAUGAGGAGCUGGAAAGGGAAGCUGAGGGCUACAAAGAGCAGGGAAAUGCUUUUUACGUUAAGAAGGACUACUCUGAAGCAUUCAACUACUACACCAAGGCCAUUGAUCUGUGCCCAAAGAAUGCCAGUUACUAUGGCAACCGUGCAGCUACACUGAUGAUGCUGAGUCGCUACAGGGAGGCUCUGGAGGACUCCCAGCAAGCUGUGCGGUUAGACGACGCAUUCAUGAAGGGUCACUUACGGGAGGGCAAGUGCCACCUGUUGCUCGGCAAUGCCAUGGCUGCCAGCCGCUGCUUCCAGAAGGUUCUGGAGCUGGAGUCCGACAACAGCCAGGCUCAGCAAGAACUAAAGAAUGCAGAGUCCAUUUUGGAGUACGAGCGAAUGGCUGAGAUCGGCUUUGACAAACGAGACUUCAGAAUGGUGGUGUUCUGUAUGGAUCGAGCUCUGGAAUCGGCCUCUGCGUGUCACAGAUUUAAGGUGUUGAAGGCGGAAUGCCUGGCGCUGCUCGGCCGCUACCCAGAAGCUCAGUCUGUUGCCAGUGAUAUCUUACGGAUGGAUUCUACUAACGGUGAUGCCCUGUAUGUAAGGGGUUUGUGUUUAUAUUAUGAAGACUGUAUUGAUAAGGCUGUACAGUUCUUCAUUCAGGCACUGCGCAUGGCACCGGACCAUGAGAAGGCCCGUCUGGCCUGCAGAAAUGCCAAAGCUCUGAAGGCUAAGAAAGAAGAAGGGAACCAGGCUUUUAAAGAGGGCAAUUUUGAGGAGGCCUAUGGGCUCUACUCGGAGGCCCUGACCAUCGAUCCGAACAACAUCAAAACUAAUGCCAAGCUUUACUGCAACCGAGCCACCGUCGGCUCCAAGUUAAAGAAACUGGAGCAGGCCAUAGAAGACUGCACAAAAGCCAUUAAACUGGAUGAGUCCUAUAUUAAAGCGUACUUGCGAAGAGCCCAAUGUUAUAUGGACACAGAACAGUAUGAAGAAGCUGUGAGGGACUAUGAGAAAGUCUAUCAGACAGAGAAAACUAAAGAACAUAAGACUUUAUUGAAGAACGCUCAGCUGGAGCUGAAGAAGAGUAAACGGAAAGAUUACUAUAAAGUUCUAGGUGUGGACAAAAAUGCUACAGAAGACGAGAUCAAGAAAGCGUACCGCAAACGAGCCCUUAUGCAUCAUCCAGAUCGGCACAGUGGUGCGAGUGCCGAGGUACAGAAGGAGGAGGAAAAGAAGUUUAAAGAAGUGGGCGAGGCCUUUACUGUGCUCUCAGACCCCAAAAAGAAAUCUCGUUAUGACAGCGGCCAUGAUCUGGAGGACGACGACAUGAACAUGGAUUUCGAUGCCAACAACAUUUUCAAAGCGUUCUUUGGUGGCCCUGGUGGUUUCAGUUUCGAAGCAUCUGGACCUGGAAAUUUCUUUUUCCAGUUUGGCUAACUGUCCAUCCUCCCGCAUGUAUGCAGUCGACCCACACGGCCUCCAGAACCAACCCCCAAAACAGACUCACCUGUCCCACACAUUCAUACACACACUCCCCUCUACAACUGUGUGCUGUACCGCAGGGUGAAGGGUCUAGGACCAGCAUACAGUCAUUCUGUAAACAGCAAUUUUAAAAACGACACAAUGAAGAGCCCACCAGUCCUCUGCAGUCCUCUCUGACCACACUUCCGAUUGCAAUUUGUUCCUCACUGCAGCAUCGUGAACAGCUGCACAUAUGUUUCGGUAUUGUUUUUUUCUUUAAAUUAAAAAUGGCCCUAGUUAAUUAACCACCCUAGCAAAAUUUGCUUUUCCCACAUUUGUUUGGUUGUGGAACCAAGAUUGGGUUCUCAGAAUGUAGAAGGUGCUACAUAUUGACUGACAACGUCAUUCGCAGCAUUCAUUACAUCAAUGCCGGAUUUGUACAUCUCUUCUGUUCUUGCUCCUCACUAUGCUGAUUUCAGUGCCAGUUAUUACCAAGGUUUGUGCUUUGGGCCUUGUGAUGCCGGUAGGAAGGACUGUAUAACAAGUACCUCAUAUCAAAAUGAACAAAAACGUUCCCAGAGGAAACUCGUUUCAGUUGUUUUUAUCUUCUCAAUUGCUGAUACCAUUACAUGCCAAAUUAUAUUGUUAAUUUUUUUUCUUCAAGUAAGCAUUCUAAAACAAGUUGGGCUAAAGUCCUAGCUUGUUAUAUUUGUACUCUCCAUGCUUGCAGUAGUUAAGAUCUGGUGUUCCAGUUCCCUCUAGUGGUUCCCUCCAAACAUACAAGCUCCACAUUUCAACAUCACCAUUCUACCAUUGCUGCAUUGUACAUUUUACUGGAAUGUAAAGUGGUUCUCUUCGUGUUGAUAGUUGAUGACUGUUUAAAAAUAAUAAUUUUUUUUAACUAUAAAAUGUAUUCAUUUUUUGAUAAUAUUUAUUGUAAAUUCUCGAUCCGGACGUGAGCCGUUGAGAUGUUGUGUGAAUGUUCAUUAGCUACACGAGGAUCUUAGACGGUGAUCUGUGAGGCACACGUUGGAGCCAUGCACUCUGGUUUUGCUGAGCCUGAUUAAAGAUUGCAGCUCCUUAGCUAUCUAUGUGGAGGAGUUGCUGGAAGACCUGAGUGCAAACCCCGACAGUGCCAUCAAAGGAUGCUCUAGGAUGGGGUUCUUCAGUUCCUGUCCUUGAGAAACAGAGUCCAGCACAGUUUUCCCUGCUCAAUACACAUGAUCAAGUGUAUUCCCAGUUAAGUGCAGGGUGAACAAUUAUCAAACUGUGCUAGGGUCUGGAUUUGGAGAACCCGGUUCUAAGACUAAGUUCAAAACCUCAUACUAUGUUAAUGUUGUUUUGGAUGUAGUCUGUAUCCUUUUUGGAAAAAGUUCAUUCUGGAUGUUUAAAUGUCUACCCUGCAUGUAUACUUGAAUUUUAUUGGCCAUUUGUUUUAAGCUAAGUAACUAAUACAAGGGAAAUUCCCGGAUGUAACCUUCGUGUACUUAUCAGAAUUUAAGUAUGGGUCUUGGAAAAACGGUUUUGUUCUCCUUGAAUUACACUUGUUAAAAUGACUCAUGUUGCCUGUCCUAAGAUCCUCAUGGUGCAAAGUCAGAAGAGAAACAUUCACAUUGCUCUGGCUCGUGCUAAAGGAACAGUCUUGAUUAUGGACCGUUUUUGAAAAUAACCAUGUAAAUAAACUUAGCCUGUUUUCUGUUUUCCCCAUU